AAUCCACCCCAAACCACAGGGAUUCCACUGGGUUUUCACCCAUGUCUCCCCACCCGUGGAAUAAAACCAGUCGUCUCAGUCUUCUCGGCUCGAAAGAAAAAGGAGGAGCGGGCGAGAGCGGCGGCGGCGCCGACGCCGAUAGGGAAGAACUAGGCGACGGCGAGGGGCCGGAGCGGGCGAUCUCUCCAAGUCAGCAGCAGAUCUGCGACCCUCUUCUUCCAUCCCCGGCGCGAGCUCGGCGGCCGCACCAACCUACUCCGGUGGCCCUCCCCAACGUUUCUAUGCCGGCCAGCUUCACCGCCUCACAGCUGCAGCAAGACCCCGCUUGGGGCAGCAUCGUGAAGACUAAGUGCAUCAAUCACUACGGCCCCUAGAGGUUUGGUUCCAGUGGAACCGAACAAAGCCUUAGGGGUUUGCUAUUUCGUUAGCAAGGCGGAAAAAAUGACUGAAAAAGAAGUUGAAGAGUGGAAUUGUAGAUCCUUGUCGAGACUUUCGUGGUAUGUGACUUAAAAUUAGAGACGAAACGUCGAAAGGAGGCGCAAAGUAUCUUCCUGUAUGCUGCAGGGCUGGGCACAUGAGAUCGCCCUAGCCAGCCGCCGCCUACCCAAAAGCUAGGGUUUCUCUCCCUCUUGUUGGUGCUUUUGCCGGCCCGCCCCGUCUCCUGUGGCCUUAGUGUCAUGGGGGUGGAGUGGAUCCUGGCCCUUGCCGGUGGGAGGGUUUUGUUUUUAGAUUUUUUUUCAAGAUUUGUUAGGGUUUGUGUCCUAUUCAAAAAGAUGAGAUGGCGGGGUUUCCCCGCCUAGCCCCGUUUCGAUGAUGCGUCUAGCAUCGUCGGUGCAUGUGGAGGUGUGUCUUUGGUGGAUUUGAUCGGAUCAGUUCGUCGUUCGUCUUUGUCCAUGUGUCUUCAAGUUGGAUCCUUCUUAUCUACAAUCUUCAUCGGCAGCGGUUGUUAUUCUGGUGAUGUAGCGACCAAACCUCAAACGGUCCAAUCUCUGUGCUCAGGUGUCAUCCCUGGAUCAGUAAUGCUGACAUCACACAGUACUUGAAGGAUUUAUAACAGAGUAGCAAUCACACACUAUUACA
Messenger RNA from Triticum aestivum (bread wheat), 1080 nucleotides. RefSeq lists its product as uncharacterized. The transcript has 3 exons. Lineage: Eukaryota; Viridiplantae; Streptophyta; Magnoliopsida; Poales; Poaceae. Bases 42 to 374 code for a protein of 110 amino acids. The record is from RefSeq and is a predicted model, not a curated record.